AUGUCGAACAAGGGUGGCUCGUAUUUGUCGGCACAGCCUGGCUUUUUGAACUCGUCUGCAUCGCGUCGUCCCCUCGUGCAGCCGACGUGGUACCAGCGUUUCUGGAGUGAGGAGAUUAUGCACCCUGCCAAGUUCUGGGGCAACAUGUCGGUGGCGUGGAGCGUGAGCUUCUUUGCCCUGGGCGUUUUGUUUGUGCGCAAGGCUGGCUGGUUCCUUGCUCCCAGUUUCUAA
Molecule: messenger RNA, 231 nt
Organism: Malassezia pachydermatis
Lineage: Eukaryota; Fungi; Basidiomycota; Malasseziomycetes; Malasseziales; Malasseziaceae
Exons: 2
Coding region: 1-231 (76 amino acids)
Source: RefSeq, a predicted model, not a curated record